AUGGCCUUGCAUCCUAUCGACGACGAUGAACAAUUGUUCACCCGGGCGAUGACCUCUUACAGGGAAGCAUUUUUGGUUCGCCUUGCCCAUCUACCGGAAGCUCAACGCCACGAUCUGUGGAGGCAACAACUCAACCAGUUUAUUCCGACCUGUGAGGGUGAAUCCAGCUCGGCACCCAGUCUGCCACUUUCGAGUCAACUGCCAGAGAAACCUGGGAAGCGAUCCAGACAGGACAUGACCCCGCGAACCGUCCCGUUUCCCCAAGCUGCCUCGGGCUCUGCUUGUUGCCUUGAUCGCGAUUCAAGUUCAGCUGGCUCUGGUUCGGGUUCUGGUUCUGGCCCUCCUCAGGCAAAACGGCGAGCCACCACCCCGGAUCUCCUAGCGGCCUCCGACCCUAGGCGCGCUACGCCUCAAGUCCAUCGCCAGGAUGAUGCGCAGAAAGCUUCGUCCCGUGCAACUGAGCAGACACACUACCGACACGCUCCAAUUACGAUUCCCGGAGCUACUGGAAACGCAUCGUCCUCGUCCAGAAUGGUUCGCUCCAUGAGCCAGCAGCUUCCAAUAUCGCAUCAGUAUUUACCAGCCAAGGCUUCUACAAGGAAACGCCAAUCCGUGGGCCCCGCGCAGCCACUGAUCGAGCAAUACCGGCCUCGAGAAAUGCCGCAGCAGCCAUCAGCAGCGAUAACGAGUCAUUUCAUGAAUUCUGACGAAAUGAUUGAUGAUUAUUCACCAUCCGAAUUUACGAGCCGGUCCAACAAUCACAUGCGCUCGACGAAUGUGACUCCAUUUCACCCGGCAGCGAUUCAUGUACCCACCUCGAGCAAAGUCUCAGCCUUGACAAGCGGACUUGCUGAUCUGGAAUCGAAACCACCACACCCAUUAUCACAAACACAAGUCGGCCAGCCGUAUUUACCGGCCGACGUUCAGCCGGUGGGUGCAGUCGAGAUGACACGCAGUGGUACAACUGACACAAUUAUCGGCGGCUUCAGCGACUUUGGCUUGGAUCGUACUGUCCACAAUAUCGAUGCAGAAAAUGCAUACUCCAUUCAGCCAGAAUGGGUCCCAGCAGCGGUGUCUGUCCCCUUCGGCCAGGAAUCGUAUUCAUCGGCCCUGUACUCGGAUCUCGAUGCAAAUGCUUCGUACCUUUUCUCUCACCCUUCAUCGUGCUCUUCAUCUGCACCGAUAGCAACGCCUUUCCCGCCACAGCAGCAUCCUACUGUGGUACGAAUACCGUCCACGUCGAUGAUGGUCAAUUCGCCGUUGGAAGCUGUUGAGAUGAAACAAACCGACUCAGUUGGUAGCAAUACCUCUUUCACGCCAACCGCACCAUCUCGUGCCAUUCGUCGUGCGCAAGAGCAAAUUGUCCACGGGGCGCGACCCAUUGCACCAAAGCGCGAAUCUCACGAGAGAGUUCAAGUCCAUGUCCAACCCACUCCCAGUGACCCAAACCGCAUGAUUCGCAUCUCCUCCGCUGACGGAACUGCCAAAGAGGUGGCUGCAAUUCCCAAGGCUUCUGUUCAUCGGCCGCCUCGACCCAAGACUCACUGUCACUUGUGCAACGACCAGCCCGAGGGCUUUCAUGGUGAACAUGAAUUACGUCGACACAUUGACCGUGUCCACGCACAAGUCCGCAAGGUGUGGAUAUGCGUAGACAUCUCCCCAGACAAGAGUUUUCUGGCCAACUGCAAAGCUUGCCGGAAUGGGAAGCGAUACGGUGCCAAUUACAACGCCGCAGCACACCUCCGUCGAACCCACUUCAACCCCUGUCAGCGUGGCCGUGGGGGACGUGGAAAAGAUAGUGAGAAGCGUGGUGGCAAGGGCGGUGGUAAUCACCCGCCCAUGGAAGUGCUGAAGCUCUGGAUGCGUGAGAUGAUCGAAAGAACUGAUGAUCGGUCCACAGAUCCACUUGAGGAGCUUGACCAGGACGAGUGUGCUGGAUCUCUACCAGCUGAUCGCGAAAGCAGCGCCCUGGCCCGUGGGACUAGGGACGCCGAUGCGCCGUUAAAGAGGGACCGGAAUAUGGCGAAUGCGCAUAGCAUGGCUCGUCCUCAUUCGCAAAGUCGUACCCUUGAUCACAAUCAGUACUAUGAUGACUUUGCGGAAGACCCUGCAAACGUUGCCUUCGACGAUGCGCUACAGGUUCCAUUUUACAUGGAUAGCCAGCAGCUACCCUCGGAUCUGGAGACAUUUGUCAUGUGA
Messenger RNA from Penicillium diatomitis, 2199 nucleotides. RefSeq lists its product as uncharacterized. The coding region runs from base 1 to 2199 and encodes 732 amino acids. NCBI's taxonomy places the organism in Eukaryota, Fungi, Ascomycota, Eurotiomycetes, Eurotiales, Aspergillaceae. The record is from RefSeq and is a predicted model, not a curated record. The transcript is spliced from 2 exons.